AUGCUUGGCUAUGGGCGCUACUUCUCGCUCGACGUGCUCAUCCUCUCCGUGGUGGCGCUCCUCGCGAUCCAGCUCAUCGAGAAGGCCCGCGUUAUGUGGCUCACCCUCCGCGCCGCGUGGACGCCUCCUCUUGUCGCUCGCCUGCUGACGCCCGCCGUGGCCUGGCACAAGUGCACCGACGCCGAGCUGUGCGCGGUGGACGGCGCGCCACCAGAGGCGCGGCACGCCGUCGAGUCCGACGGGCCGUACCUCGUCGACGCCGACGGCCGCAGGACGCUCGACUGCUCGGGCUCGGACGGGGCCAACGUGCACGGGUACAACUUUUACAAGGCGUGCGUGGCGGAGGGCAACGACCGGAUAGCAAAGCUGGGACCGAACGUCUCCUUCCACUCCUCCGGCGCAGAGGCGGUCACUGCCGCCGUCCAGCUCUGCCGCUUCAACACGCGGCGGCGACUCGUGCUCGCCUUCGACGCCGCCGCCGACAGAGGCUCGCUCUCCGAGCUGGGCGGUGUCCUUCGCUGCAGCAGCCUCGACGCGGCCGCGCUGCGCUUGCUCGCCGCGCGUGCGGCCGAGGUUGCUUGCGUCGUGGUCGAUCCCCUGCAGGCUCUCGAGCGGAGGGGCGGCGGAGGGGCGGCGGGGGACGGGAAGGCGGACCCCGACGCGGCGUACAAGUCCUGGCUCCAGACGCUGCGCGACGCCUGCACGCGCAGCAACGUCCCGCUCCUCCUCGACGAGGUCGACUCGGGCUUCCGGCUCGCGGUGGGCGGCGCGCAGCGGCACUUUGGCGUCGUCGCCGACAUGGUCGCCUGCCGCGAGGAACUCGAGGAGCGAGUUGCGUCGCCAUCCCUCACUCGCUGGCUCGAGACUCAGCGGAUCGACCCAGACGACCCGGCCCGCCCCGCGCUCGGCUCGAGCACCUCAGCCGCCGCGCCCUCGCUCCUCGGCCCCACGGCGGCCUUCCUCGAAUUCGUCGCCUCCCCCACCGCCGCCGACAAGUACCAGCGCGGCGCCGCCCUCACCGCAAAGUGGGCCGCCGAGACGAACCGCAAGCUCGCGCAGUCGGCCCUCCCCCUGCGCGUCGAGCACCUCGCCACGGUGUGGACUCUGCGCUACCCUCGCGCCUCGCGCUACCACUGGCUCCUGCCGCACUACCUCCGCGCCGAGGCGAGCCCUGAGUCCCCGCGGCCGCCAGUGUAA
This is a messenger RNA of Emiliania huxleyi CCMP1516, 1197 nucleotides long. RefSeq lists its product as hypothetical. The transcript has 7 exons. Lineage: Eukaryota; Haptophyta; Isochrysidales; Noelaerhabdaceae. Bases 1 to 1197 code for a protein of 398 amino acids. The record is from RefSeq and is a predicted model, not a curated record.